AUGCCACUACGCCUCCCACCCUGGGAGCAUCAAAUGCUUGCUGGUCAAGUAGAUGGCGACUUCUCCAGCACCCUGAAAGCUGAUAAAACUUGUCUCACUGCCUGGCCUGACGUCGGCGACACACAAUGGGGCGGUAGCACAUGUCUCGCCAUGAAGUGGUCUUCGCUCUGUGGCCGCAAUUUCAUCAAAUACAUGUCCGCAUGGGACGAUCAAGCAGCUGCAACAAACCCUGCUUGGAUGUCUGAGCGCCUUCUGGAACGAAAGCCGAUCAGUGCGUCGCUAGACAACAAUGUCACCGUUACUACUGCGUGGCUUGAUGAUCAUGAUGUCGCAGCUGAGUCUGAGAAGGCAGGCAGGAUAAUCAACAACAUCACUAUAGCUGUCCCUCACCGAGGGAUCCCGGCAGCAGCUCGCAAUGUCCAGAAUGACUUGCUGCAGCCAGAAGAUCUCCAUGAUGGUGGCUCAUACUCUAUCCACGCUUCAGUCGCCAGCUUCGCACUCAACGCACUCUGUGUCAAUGCCAAAGAGGAAGAGCUCGCUCCACUCAUAUAUACCAAUUGGCCCAAUGCAAUUCCGAUGGAAGAAGGCUCGAAGUCAGUCAACUGGUGGCCAAUCCUAGGAUUUCCAGAAGGCACCAACACGAACAAUAAAACGGUGCUUGAUGAUGUAUUUGGAUGGAAGGACGAGACGGAAGAUCACUCGCGUGCUAGACCAAUUUUCCUCAAGUACCCGAAAGCAGGAAACACGAUCGCAAACCACACUCAAGUACCCUACGAGCUCGGCGACCGACCAGAAGUCUACCUGCUCGGCAAAGCACCCGACAACACCACCAAAGACUACUUCCUCUGCUCCAUGAAAGCCGGUAUCACAACCUCCUGCACUACACGCUACAACGCCUCAUCCGGCGGCCAAAGCCUCGAAGCCGUCUGCGACGACGCAAACGGCAAGCACAGCGACGACUCCGCCAUCCAACCCCUCCGUUCCACCGGCGACAGAACAGCCCUAGUAGGUUGGCGCGACCUAGGUUUCAACCUCCUCAACUCCCUGAGUCUAAACAACGGUGUUUUCGACGGCGACGCCUCAACAGCACGCAUAUUCACCCAACUCCAACUCACAGAGCCCAAACUUAACAAGACCUUACCGAGUCCAGCAGAAGCACUCCUAAGCAUGACAACAUGCACAGUCCUAGACCUAACCCAAAACUUCCCCUUCCAACCCUUCUCCCCCACCUCCGCCUCCGACUUCACCACCCCCCAGAUGCAGUAUUUCAACGCUUCCGUCCGUGUAGCACAGUACAUGUCCGGCGGCGAAAAGAGCUACCAGAAAGCGCUCCUUGUUGUUCUCGCCCUCACCCUCCUCAUCAACAUCUUCAUCCUGAUCUACUUCGCCGUUCUGCUGCGCAUCAAACUCAUCACGGAUCUGUGCGAGCCGCUUGUCCUGUUUGUCCUUGGAUACCAUUCUCCGCCCGCGGAUGGGUUGUUCCAGGGGAGGCCGCAGGAGGGGCCGCAGAAGAGGGAUAUGACGGUUGAGUGGAUUGUUAAGAGGAAGGGGGAGCAGUUGGUUGUUGUGGGGAUGGGGGAGAGGGAUGGGGAGUUGGAAGGGGAGGGGAGGGGGAGUGGGGGGGUUGGGGGGUGGUUUAGGAUGAGGAGGAGAGGGGGGGAUAGAGGGGAAGAUAGGGAGGAGGGGUCGCCGGAGGGGCUUAGGCCGUAG
This is a messenger RNA of Alternaria novae-zelandiae, 1710 nucleotides long. RefSeq lists its product as uncharacterized. The transcript has 6 exons. The record is from RefSeq and is a predicted model, not a curated record. Bases 1 to 1710 code for a protein of 569 amino acids. NCBI's taxonomy places the organism in Eukaryota, Fungi, Ascomycota, Dothideomycetes, Pleosporales, Pleosporaceae.